AUGCUUUCUAGAAAUAAGAUUCUGAUGCACCAAGACCCAUUUGGAAUGCUCUCUCUCACUAGACUCUCUCUCUCACUAGACUCUCUAUCUCGGUCCACGGCCUUCGGCGCCGUCGCCGAUCGUCGGCGCCGACCCGACCCGACCACCGGUCCCCGGCGUCGACCUCCGUCGCCGGUCUCCGGCUUCUUCGCCGGUCUCCGUCGCCGUCGCUGGUCUCUGGCUCCGUCGCCGUCGUCGACCUACGGCGCCGACCCUACUGCCGGUCACCACCGUACCCUCUCUCUCCCGCGCCUCGGCCCUCCGGCCCCGUCGCCGUCGCCGACCUACGGCGCCGACCCGACCGCCGGACCUGACUGCCGGUCACCGACCGCCGUCGCCGAGAUCCGGUUCCCCCCUGCUGUACCCCCCCUUCUCUGUCCAGACCCCCCCUCCGCCGGCACCGUACAACAGGGCAGCAGCUGUAGCUCGGUCUUCAGCCGGCAGCCGCGAAUCCAUCUCAGUAGCGAUCCCCCGGUAGCAGGUCGACGCGGGGCUUGGUUGCCGGCUUGGUCUACAAGUGAAAUCUGGUGA
Molecule: messenger RNA, 570 nt
Organism: Capsicum annuum
Lineage: Eukaryota; Viridiplantae; Streptophyta; Magnoliopsida; Solanales; Solanaceae
Product: arabinogalactan protein 1-like
Exons: 1
Coding region: 1-570 (189 amino acids)
Source: RefSeq, a predicted model, not a curated record